CACUUUCUGAAAAUUGGGGACUAGGAAUUCCAGCUGCCAAGGAUCUGAACAAUGGGGUAACUUGACGAGGGGAGCCAAACUCUGUACUCGAUGAAGAGGAAACAACUAUGUCGUCAUUUGUUUGGUCUUCAAAUGAUGGAAACAGCUCCCCUGAAAAUUGUCACACAUCUCAUCAGCAUAGGCUAUCAUGGAUGGGAAGAGCUGAGUACGGCAUGAGACUUGACCCUGUACUGAACUCAGAGCUAGCUGGAGAUUGUUCAUAUAGAUCAGGUUGCCUGCAAUAUUUGUAUUGAUUGAGGUAACUGGAAGUCUUGGAGUACCUGCAUAACACGUUCAGUUAACGAAUGUGCCCUUUGGUAGUGAAUGAAAUGGACAUAAUAGGAUUUAGCUCACUAGCUGGAAGAAAAAGCUUACCUUCCAAGCAUGUUCGAGGCUCUGGUUGGUGUUCUCUGUAUUGACUUCCUGCG
Messenger RNA from Linum tenue, 467 nucleotides. Lineage: Eukaryota; Viridiplantae; Streptophyta; Magnoliopsida; Malpighiales; Linaceae. The record is from the annotation of a GenBank genome assembly.